UGUAGUCAAGAGUCGAAGAGCAACCUCGUGGACGGCGAACGAGUUUAUAUGAAACAACCGAACGGUACUCUUCGCUGGGCAGUCCUCAAACAGCAAGCUCGGGGCACGCUGGCAGCUAGGGCACACCUGAAUCAGAUGGUGGAAGCUGUAGGCGGCGACCCUGCGACAUUCAGAAACAGGCUUGCCAAAGCGGACUACGUUCUGGCUCGAGAGGCACCUACUGGUGUCGUCCGUGAGGAGGACUCUGGGGAAAUGUUCUCGCUUUGGUCACCAGUUCACCUGGGCCAACCAGCGUCCAAUUUCUUCUGGGGGACAGGACAGUUCGCGAGCGGUACACUGACGAUGGCGCCGUCGACCCAGGAGGAGAUGGAGUGGUUUUGA
Messenger RNA from Alternaria postmessia, 381 nucleotides. RefSeq lists its product as uncharacterized. The annotation marks the transcript as partial. The record is from RefSeq and is a predicted model, not a curated record. The transcript has a single exon. NCBI's taxonomy places the organism in Eukaryota, Fungi, Ascomycota, Dothideomycetes, Pleosporales, Pleosporaceae.